This is a messenger RNA of Lotus japonicus, 1486 nucleotides long. RefSeq names its product BES1/BZR1 homolog protein 2-like. Lineage: Eukaryota; Viridiplantae; Streptophyta; Magnoliopsida; Fabales; Fabaceae. Gene Ontology annotation, biological process: DNA-templated transcription; brassinosteroid mediated signaling pathway. Gene Ontology annotation, molecular function: DNA-binding transcription factor activity. The record is from RefSeq and is a predicted model, not a curated record. Bases 222 to 1172 code for a protein of 316 amino acids. The transcript is spliced from 2 exons.
UCCAUCCCCGUGGUUCUCCAAUCCAGAAAAAAAAUAAAUAGAAGCAAUAAUUAUGAAGAAAGGGAAAACUACGGCAGUGUGAAAAGGGAAAGAGAGAGAAGAGAACCCAAGAAUCUCAAAAGGAAGCAACAUUUCUUCCUUCCUUCUUCUUCAUCUUCACACCACACCACACCACAAUCUUCAACACGUGAAUUGUGCUCUACAUCUUCUUCGCCGGAACGAUGGCCGGCGGCGGUGGAUCCACGGGGAGGUUACCGACGUGGAAGGAGAGGGAGAACAACAAGCGGAGAGAGAGACGACGGAGAGCGAUUGCUGCUAAGAUCUUCACUGGCCUUCGAGCUCAAGGGAACUUCAAGCUUCCCAAACACUGCGACAACAACGAGGUCUUGAAAGCUCUCUGUGCUGAAGCUGGUUGGAUCGUCGAAGAAGAUGGCACUACCUAUCGAAAGGGAUGCAGGAGACCCCCAAUUGAGAUUGGAGGUACACCACCGAAUAUGAGUGCUUGUUCUUCCAUUCAGCCAAGUCCGCAAUCCUCGUCGUUCCCUAGUCCUGUUCCGUCGUACCACGCCAGUCCAACCUCGUCGUCUUUCCCUAGUCCCACUCGCAUGGAUGCGAGCCCCUCUUCCUUUCUCCUCCCGUUUAUUCGCAACAUAACUUCCAUCCCUACGAACCUUCCGCCUCUCAGGAUAUCUAAUAGCGCCCCUGUAACCCCGCCUCUUUCUUCUCCCAGAAGUUCGAAGCGGAAAGCUGAUUUUGAACCCUUCUCUAAUGGCUCCUUCAAUGCCUUCCGGCACCCCCUUUUUGCUACUUCUGCCCCGUCAAGCCCCUCACGCCGGCACCACGUGGCCACUUCCACUAUUCCCGAAUGCGAUGAAUCGGAUGCUUCCACUGUGGACUCUGGUCGCUGGGUUAGUUUCCAGACAACACCAGCCUCUGCUGCUGCUGCUCCUCCUUCCCCGACAUUUAAUCUCGUGAAGCCAGCAAUUCAGAUGAUCACUCCCCAAAGUUCCAUGGAUAUGAAUGAAGGCCUGCCAUGGGGUUCUGGUGCAGAGAUAGGUAGAGGAUCAGAUUUUGACUUUGAGAAUGGCAGGGUGAAGCCGUGGGAGGGUGAGAGAAUCCAUGAAGUAGGAAUGGAAGAGUUGGAGCUUACUUUAGGGUGUGGAAAAGCCUAAUGGCUAAUGCUAAGACCCACUUACCUCUGUAUGUCUAUACCUCACUGCAAAAUCAAUUAUUCAACUGCAAUCUUUCGACUAAAGGUGCCUGGUUUCCUUGGUGAGCUCGUGGAUUGCUCGGUUCUGCUUCUUCUCCCUUCGUCAGGGAUGUUGGUUUGUUAUGCUAUAUUUUCUUUAUGUGUACAGUUCUUUUUAUAUAGCAGUGGCUAGUGCUUACAUUAUUAUGAAAUUGACUUCAUUGUAAUGCCAUGUUUAUUGUUGAAGAGUUGCAUUUGAAGCAACCUUAAGGAAGUGUUUUCAGACUUGAAUGUUAA